Chenopodium quinoa (quinoa) is the source of this 1714-nucleotide messenger RNA. Its product is annotated as serine acetyltransferase 5-like. Gene Ontology annotation, molecular function: L-serine O-acetyltransferase activity. The transcript is spliced from 3 exons. The coding region runs from base 234 to 1553 and encodes 439 amino acids. The record is from RefSeq and is a predicted model, not a curated record. Gene Ontology annotation, cellular component: cytosol; cytoplasm. NCBI's taxonomy places the organism in Eukaryota, Viridiplantae, Streptophyta, Magnoliopsida, Caryophyllales, Amaranthaceae.
CAUAUCUUUUAUCAGUAUAUAUAAACAUUUAUUACACUAAUGUGAAUUGUCGAUAAAUAUCCAACUUAAUACUAAAAAAAAAACUUAUCACGUCAAUUAUUUUGAUAUGAAAGGAAUAUAAGGAUUUUCCAAAUCUAAUUUAAAGGUACACCACCCGAUUUUAUAAUUGGACUUGUGAAAAGUGUUGGAACUUAAAAAAGAAAGGAGGAAUAAAAAAAAAAAAAAAACAUUACAUGCGUGCCACCAAUUUUCCUUCUAUGUUAUUCAUUUUUCUGUUGUUUUUUGCGCCUUUCGGAGCUUUUCAUUUCUACGCUGCACCUCUCUCUCCUUCUGUCUUUCCUCCAUUGAAGCGGCUUCCAAGCUUUCUCUUCUCCACUGAAGAAUAUUCUGUGGUUGCUUGGAAAUUUGGAUAUUGGAGAAGCAUCCCCUUAAGAAGAAGCCUAGGAUCUUUUGAAAAAAAUUUCUCUCACCAUUUCACAGUGUCAUCCAGACAGAUGUUGGCGGUUUCAUAUGUCAUUCCGUCUAGCUGCAUUAACAGAUUUUAUGUCCGAGAUUUUUCACGUGAUCUCCGACCGGCCUAUCACCACCUUAAAUACAAGAAGAGAUUCAGGUGUUGCUCCACCAAUCAGCAGGAAAGUUGCAGUUUAGGUUCUGCCACUCAUCUUCCUACAAUGCCAGGAGGGGAAUUCAAUGUGCCUCCAUCAGUGCCUCAGCUGCCAGCAGAGACCAAUGCAAAUGACGAGGCUUGGUUGUGGGCUCAGAUCAAGGCUGAAGCUCGUCGUGAUGCUGAUUCUGAGCCCGCACUUGCUUCCUACCUCUACUCCACAAUCCUUUCUCACUCCUCUCUUGAACGAUCGCUCUCCUUUCACCUAGGCAACAAGCUUUGCUCCUCAACUUUGCUGUCAACCCUCCUAUAUGACCUCUUCCUUAACAUCUUGUCUUCUGAUUCUUCACUGCUUGCCGCUGUUGUUGCUGAUUUGCGUGCUGCCAGAGUCCGUGACCCGGCUUGUGUCUCCUUUUCUCACUGCCUUCUCAACUACAAGGGCUUCUUAGCAUGUCAAUCUCACCGUGUGGCCCACAAGCUCUGGAAUCAGGAUAGACGCCCCCUUGCUCUUGCCCUUCACUCCAGAAUAUCCGAUGUCUUUGCUGUUGACAUCCACCCUGCUGCUAGAAUUGGAAAGGGGAUCCUCUUUGAUCAUGCCACUGGGGUAGUUAUUGGAGAGACGGCAACAAUUGGUGACAACUGUUCGAUUUUACACCAUGUAACUCUUGGGGGAACGGGAAAAGCUGGAGGUGAUCGUCACCCCAAGGUUGGGGAUGGAGUUUUAAUAGGUGCUGGGGCAACAAUCUUGGGUAAUGUGAGGAUUGGUGACGGGGCAAAAAUAGGGGCAGGAUCAGUGGUGCUGAUUGAUGUUCCUCCGAGAACAACAGCUGUGGGGAACCCGGCAAGAUUAGUCGGAGGGAAAGAGAAACCGUCACAGAAUGCAGAUGUGCCAGGAGAGUCUAUGGAUCAUACCUCAUUUAUUUCAGAGUGGUCAGAUUAUAUCAUAUGAUAGAUAGAUUGUUAUAAUUCAUCUAUGUACAAAUUCUUGUUGACUCUUCCCCUGUAGGCUGUAGUAAUGUCCUCGUUUUAAAAAGUUAUACCAUUUUGAAUCAUUACAUUUAAAUUGUAGUAUAACUAAUCUAUUUGUUUAACCAUGCAUUUGAGUUGUCA